Chenopodium quinoa (quinoa) is the source of this 1605-nucleotide messenger RNA. RefSeq lists its product as uncharacterized. Gene Ontology annotation, molecular function: nucleic acid binding; zinc ion binding. Bases 1 to 1605 code for a protein of 534 amino acids. The transcript is spliced from 3 exons. The record is from RefSeq and is a predicted model, not a curated record. NCBI's taxonomy places the organism in Eukaryota, Viridiplantae, Streptophyta, Magnoliopsida, Caryophyllales, Amaranthaceae.
AUGAAUACAUGUGUGACAGCUGAAUUCUUGACUGAAAAGUAUGUUGAGGAGUGGAGAGUUAAUCCAACUUGGAAAAUGAAGAGUUUUAGGGCUAGGGUGUUGACUGAUUUGGGAAUAGAAGUUGGGUAUGGCAAAGCAUGGUUAGCAAGAGCUAGGGCUAAGUUGAUGAUAUAUGGGUCUGCUUUAGAGCAGUAUUCUAGGGUAUGGGAUUAUGGCAAAGCAGUGCUCAAAUACAACCCUGGGAGUAAAGUGUAUGUAGUUGUUGAGGGAGUUGAUAAACCAGAACCUCCACUGUUCUUGAGGAUGUACUGCUGCUUGUCAGCUUUGAGAAGUGGGUUUAACAAAGGGUGUAGGCCUCUGAUUGGUCUUGAUGGAUGUCAUCUAAAGGGCUCAUAUCCAGGUCAAAUACUGGUAGCUGUAGGGAAGGAUGGAAAUAAUCAAAUAUUUCCAUUUGCAUGGGCAACAGUUGAGGUGGAAAACAAAGAAACCUGGGGAUGGUUUUUGGAGUGUUUGAAGAAUGAUGGUCUGCUGGAGGCUUUUGAACAACUUGUUCCAAUGGCUGAGAAGAGAUACUGUGUGAGACACAUCUGGGCUAAUUUUAAGCUCCAGUAUACUGGUUCAACCUUCAAGGAUCUCUUCUGGAAUGCAGCUAGAGCCACUACUCUGUUUGAUUUUGAGGUAGCCAUGGAGUCCAUAACGUUUUUGUCAGAAGAUGCCUAUGAAUACUUGGCAAAUAUACCAGCUGAACAUUGGAGUAGGCAUGCAUUUUCUGAUUUUUGCAAGUCAAACAUGAUAUUGAACAAUGUAUGUGAAACAUUUAAUGCUGUGAUUAAGGAUGCUAGAGAUAAACCCAUUCUCACUCAAAUGGAGUGGAUGAGGAAAUAUAUGAUGAAAAGGAAUAGUAAGAAAUGGGACCAAAUACAGAAAAUGGAAGGGAAGAAUACUCCUUAUGUGGCUAAGGUGUUUGAGAGAAUGGAAAAGGUUGCUAGGUAUUGCAUUGUCCAACUGUCUAGAGGGGACAGUUAUGAGGUUGAGUUGAAUGGGGAUAAAGUGGUGGUUGACCUGCAUCAAAGAACAUGCAGUUGUUAUCAAUGGCAGUUGACUGGAAUUCCUGGUGUACAUGCUUUUGCAUGUAUUCUAGACAAAAGGACAAAUCCAGAUGACUAUGUUGAUGAAUAUUACAGCAGGGCAACCUACAUUCUAGCCUAUCAAGAUGCUAUAAAGCCUAUGCCAGGGCCAAAGCAUUGGGAGAAAAUUGACAUGCCACAACCCCUCCCUCCUCCAGUUAGAGUUAUGCCUGGGAGGCCAAAAUCUAAGAAGAGGAAGCUGGAAAAGGGAGAAAAGGGAGAGGGUGCAGGACAAAUCAAAGAACCUAAGGCCCCUAAGACUCAAAAAAGAUGCAAGAAUUGUGGUCAACUUGGCCAUUAUGCCAAGACAUGUGGUAAUGCACCAAGCACUCAACCACCACCAUCAGUAGCAGCAUCAACAUCUGAGGCUAAAAAGGGUGGCAAGCCUGUCCAGAAUACCCCUUGGCUGCAAGAGCAGAGGAGAAAAAAGGCAGAAAGGGCUGCAAGAAAUGUAAGUUAUAUGUGUGUAUUGCUUUGA